Molecule: messenger RNA, 5382 nt
Organism: Cherax quadricarinatus
Lineage: Eukaryota; Metazoa; Arthropoda; Malacostraca; Decapoda; Parastacidae
Source: RefSeq, a predicted model, not a curated record
GAGGAUGAGGCUGGUGGUGUCAUGUGUGCAGGUGUGGCUCCUGCUACACCUGCUGCUCCUCAGCCUGGGGCAGAUUGUAGGGUCUGUGGGAGAGAUAACAAGCCUGAAGAUCAAUGCCAACAUUGAGCAUCGCUAUGCUGUCACGCAAGUAACCACCGCAAUGAAGAAUACUAAUGGGCGUUCAGCCAAGCUACAGUUUCAGACUGCGAUGCCCAAUGCUGCUCUUGUCUCCUCCCUUAUUAUGGAGAUAGCUGGCACCAAUUACACUGGCAUCAUCAGGAAGAAGUCAGCAUCCAGGAGGAUCUACGAGAUGGCUCAGAUGAAGGGAAAAACUACAGGUGUGGUGGAGCAAGUGGAUGAUGCUGUCCAGAAAUUUGUAGCGAGCAUCAAUGUGGCUGCCCAUGAGACGGUCACCUUUUACAUGACUUAUGAAGAACUGGUGAAGCGUGUGGAUGGUAGCUACCUGUACUCAACCUAUAUUCACCCAGGAUAUGUAAAUAUUUUUCAGCGAAUUCCUAUGGUCAACAUCGAUGUCCACAUCAUGGAAAGAGAAGAAAUCAUUGAUUACAAGAUCCUUGAAAUGCCCGGGCAAGAAAUAUCGUCCCACAAUCCUGGAACAAAAGUACAUGGUGGGCCCAUGAGCCUAGGGGAGCUGUAUCUCCACUACCACCAUGAUGAUCCCCAUGAUGGUACUGGCAGAGGUGUACAGGGAGUCUUCACUGUAUCCUAUGACAUCACCCAUUACCCUGAUGGUGGCGAAGUACAGCGUGUUGGUAACUACUUCACACACUACUUCUCCCCAGAGGGACUGCCAAAGAUACAAACCCACACAGUGUUUCUUCUUGAUGUUUCUUACUCAAUGCACAGUGGCAGAUUAGACGCUCUGCAGACUGCCAUGGCAUCAAUUUUAAAAGGACUGGACGUAGAAGACACAUUUGAACUGUUGGCCUUCUCCUCAGAUGUGGUUAACGUUGGGUCAUUCAGUGGUGAGCAUCAACAGGUCAAGAAGGGUGUACGGAAAGUGAAACGUCUGGUAUCCAUGGGUUAUUCAAAUCUCAAUGCUGCAGUACUGCAGGCAAUCAGAACUGCUAAUAGUUAUAAUAAUCCACAGGCUAUUAAACAGAUAGUAGUGUUCACAGAUGGACAGGCCACCAGCGGUGUGACUGAUCCAGAAACUAUCCGUAAAAACGUGAAGGAAGCCAAUUCUCAUAAGCAUCCCAUAUUCAGCUUCAUAUUUGGCAAUAACGACAUGAAAUUGCUUGAGCGAAUCAGUCGAGACAGUUCUGGGUUUGCCCGCUAUACGCACCAUGGCUCUACUUUGGCAAGUCAGAUCAAGGCCUUCUAUAAGGAGAUAUCCAAACCAUUACUAAAAGGUGUGGAUAUUACGUACUCAGGAACAAGUGUUGAUCUAACAACUGUAGUGAGGCCAGGAAUCUCAAACUACUACUCAGGCCAGGAGUUUGUAUUGGCUGGUCUGCUAAUCCCAGGGGCAUUAGAAGUUCACCCAAUAGUGAAUGGCAUGGGAAAAGAUGGUCCCUACCAAUUCCCAGUAACCAGAGUUGAUGCACGUCAUCCAUUCCAUACUUCGUUAACAAACAACUUUACAGCGAGACUAUGGGCAUACCUCAUUGUGAAGGAUCUACUUGCCAUUGCUGAUGCUUCCGAGAAUGUGAAUCAUACCCAGGAACUCCAUGCUCAAGCCUUCCGUAUUGCUCUCAGGUUUGGUUUUGUAACCCAACUAACAUCCCUGGUAGUUGUGUAUCCCGAUGAUGAGUACAUUGUGGUUUCCCCUCAAGACCAGCUCCACCGUGAAAGGAACCGGCAUCCUAAUAACUACUAUGAAUCCUCCAUUUCGGGUUAUCGACGAACUGGUAGAAGCAAUAUUCGUGGUAAUAGACCACAAGAGCAAGUUGACCUGGACCCUCACUUCAUAGUGUACGCUCAAGGACUAGAAUUACCACUCUGCUUUGACUACCAUGGCCACAACGGAGCCAUCAUGAACCUGAUCAGAGACCCAGUCUCAGGUAUCAUUGUAAACGGUCAAGUAACAUCUUCAGCUGAAUGGCCAAGAUUGACUUACUUUACUUCAUUGUUCUUCCGUCUUGGCAAAGUUAACAUAACAAUUACUCCUGACCGCAUGGAGGUAGAUUGCCUCGGAGAAGAUGGAACACGUCAGGUGAAAAGCAUCACUAAAUCUUUGUGGCCAUUCUAUAAAAAGAAUGGUAGAAGAUAUAAGCACGGGCCAGACAAGAAGCUCCGAACACUUCACUCAAAAACAAGGCAACCAAUGAGCCUAGCUGGGCAGAAGAGAGGGCUUGGAAUUAAUCAUAUUCCUCAAAGCAGCAAUGUUCACCACACUUACAUCAGAACUAACAACAAAAUUACCAACAGGCCUGACAAUUAUUUCUCAUAUAACAAAAUCAACAAUCAAAAUAAUGUGUAUGGUAGGGAUUUUAGUAAUCGACUGAAGAGGUUGGACGACGAGGACAGCAAGUUCUGCCAGCAAAAUUCCACCUGGGAAGAAGGAGUGGGAAGAAUAUAUGGAGAUGUCAUGAUUGUUUUAAACAAAAAGCAGAAUCUGCAUGUGACAAUGGGAGAUGGAUUGGCUCACUUUGCUGUAGUUCGUUCAAAAAACAGAAGUGGACAACAGUUUCUUGGCUUCUACAUCAAGGAUCAACAAAUCUUAUCAGCCCAGACACAUGGAAUUAUUGGUCAGUUUACCACUAAGAGUGUUAGGCUGAUCUCACCAACUACAUUAGCAGUCAACAGAAAUAACAACACUGAGAACACGGUGAAAGUUGAGGUAAAUAGGCGUACCAGGAAGAAUAAGCACCGACUUUCUCUUGUAUCGGGUGUAUUAUACAAACGUCGCUCUCUACUGGAAGAAACACACGUGGAAUGUAUCCACAUUCCUGGUAAAGGCCGUGGCCUUCUGGAUGGUCAACCUAAGGACUACCUGUUGAACUGUCUCCAUUGCUGAAUGAAAUGCUUGGAUAUUCUCUAAUAUCUUCUAUUAAAGAAGAAUUGAGAAUUCAAAUGGUUUUGAAGCUUUAACUUGGCACAUGGCAUUGCCUUAUGUUGAGGAUUUUAAACAACUUUUCUCAAAUUAAAAAUACAAAUCAUGGAAUAAUUUCAUUAGUUUUUCUCAAAGUAAAACUGUGACUGUUUUAUGAAUACUUGUACCUGGUGUGCCAUGAGAUAUAUUUCAUUGCUCUUGUUAAUAUAUAAUUAAUGCUCAAUAAUAACUCCCAUGGAGACAAAUUCAAAAUUGGUGUGUAUAUUUUGGCCCCCUCUUGGGGUCAGUGGUGUGCAGAGGGGGUCAACAGGGUGUUGGCCCCAGGCAUCAUUCAAAUGGGGACAUCCAGUCAGAGGGGUAAAUAAGAUAGCAAUUUUGAAAUUUCAUUGGUGAUAAAUCAAUUUUUGGAGGCUCACCGCAUUACAGAGGCAGUUGUUAGCCCUUUAUUCCUUUAACAUGGUGUACCCUUGCUGUCCAGAGAAAAUGGUGCCCCUCCUCAGCCCCCCCACAUGCAUGCUCAUGAUGUACGUGGAGCAUCCAUCAGAAGCAACAAGCAGACGUGGCUGCUUGAGAUCUUCAAUGUCACAGGAGCAACUGACCAACCUGGCUUUAAUAAGCAUUGAAAAAAAUUUCUCAUAGCCGAUGUAAAAAAGUGUAGUAGUUCGUGUUUUGUGACAGGAGGUAUCAUUUGGGGAAAAGAACUUAAUAAACUGUUUAUUUCAUGUUUCAUCUGUGUUUACAUACUCAAAAUGUCUUUGUUUCUCAUAAUAUUUCUCAGUACUAGGCCUUAUACUUGAGUCUUUGGGGCAUACAAUCAAGGAAUUGGCCCCAGGCAUCACCAGAACUGCACGCCACUGCUUGGGGUACUCUUCAGGAGAUACAAAAAUGAAAGGAAAACUUGAGUUUAUAGGAAGGUUGCAUCUCUCAACCGUGCAGAUGAGCAUGGACAUGACACUCAUUCUCACCUGCAUGGUUGAGAGGCACAACCUUCCUGUGAGUUCCUAUUCUCUCAUUUUUGUAUCUGCUGAAGAAGACCCAAGCAAAGGGUCAAAAUAUACAGACCAAUUAAUUUUCUGAGUUUUUCUGGGUUAUUAAUUGAUUGAGCAUUGACAAGUGUUCAUUACUCUUUAUUAAUAAUUGGUAAUUUCAUUAAAAUCUAUAUAUGUACAUACAUAAAUAUAUAUUUUGGAAUACUGUACAGGUAUAUUAAAAAAAUGUAGUACAGUAGUUAGGAGGUAAAUUAUAAAACUUAAAUUUUAAUUAUAAAAAAUUGUCACUUUAGUAUCUGCAUAUACAAAGCCUAUUUAUUGUGCCUCCUAGUUUGUUAGGUGUAUGGCAUAUCUUUGCUACUUAAUGUAGCUGAAGGUUCUAGCCAUGGUGUUUGUCAUAAUCAAGCUGCACCUUCCACACAGGAAAGUCUAUACUGUACAUACAUAUACUGUAUACACUCGUGAAAAGAACGAAAGAUUGGUAUGCAUAGAUAAUAAAUUUGUGCAAUACAAUUUUUCUAAUUUUAAUGUAAUUGUGACUGUAAAUUACUGUGAUACAAGAAAAGGUUAUGCCUUCUCUUGUUCUUUUUUCAGUAAUCCAGUAGGUCCCUGACUUAUAAUGUUGCAUUUUAAUACCAUAGUACUUUGGUAACUGACAUUCAUUUUUCUGAUGUGGAAAUAGUUAGAAUUUAAUGUAAAGUAAAUCUUAAGUAAUUUUUGCCAUUUUACUGAAAGCAUUUAUACUUAAUGUUCACAUAGAGCAGACAUUUAAGCAGGAGCUCACCAUCCCUCUCAGUUAUACUAAUCACUUUCUUACUCUGUACCCAUCCCACUCCUGUCUCACUUCCAUGCUCUCCUCUUUCUGACAGUCCAGUUGCUGCCACCCCAUACACAUGUAUGGUGCUAAAUGCUCUUAGAGCAGAAGAAAGCUCUAAACCCAUAGGGGUCAUUUUGCACCUGGGAAAGAGGAGGCAUUAGAUUUGAUCUAAGGGAAUAAAUCUAGUUAGAUUAAUAUCCUCUCAACUGCAUCACUAUCUCCCCUGGGGGUACUUAAAAAAAAAAAUGUAGAUUAUUAUUACUCAAGAAUGCAUCUUUAAUUAUAGCAUAGGUGCCUAUGGGAAAAAAUAGGUUCCUGUGUACCAAUCAAUCAACUUAACAGUUUUGAAGACUGAAGUAAUAUUGUAAGUCAGAGAUCUACUGUUCAAAGGCACUGUAGACUAUUGAUUCACCAGAUGCCUCUUAAACAUUAUACUGCACUUCAGGGAUUUUUUAUUAUUAUUCCCCUUACAUUUCUCUAACAUUUCCAGCACUCCUAUUCAGAUUUCCCAUCUUUGUACUACAUUUCCCCGAUGUAAAUACAGGAAACAGCCAGGGAAA